This is a messenger RNA of Arctia plantaginis, 5043 nucleotides long. The record is from the annotation of a GenBank genome assembly. Lineage: Eukaryota; Metazoa; Arthropoda; Insecta; Lepidoptera; Erebidae.
AUGGUGCGGACCAUAGCAGUGUUGAUGUGGAAACAUGCAGUUGUCAGAAAAAGGAGGUUUAUACUCACCGCAGUGAGCUUAGUGUCGCCUGUGUUGUUCUUCGUGUUGCUUUUUACACUUAGAAAUGAACUCAAUCCUGCACCAGGAAGUCUCCAGGCGGAAGGAAUUAUACAGAGAACUGAACAAAUACGAUUGUCGGACAACACACCUAUCGAGUUGGAGUCCCCCAUAAUGGAUUCGACAAUUUUGUACCACCCUGAGUCACCGCUUACUAACAUGCUCAUGGACGAAGUUGGCGAAAAAUUGUUGUUGAAGCGUCUCCAAACACUUCCAGUACGAAAAGGUUCGAUGUCGACCGACGGUUACAUCCCCUACACGAACGAAACGCAGAUGUUGUCUUUUGUAAACAUUAUGAAACGUGGGGAUGCUGUCAUCAUAUUUCAUAAUCUGAACAUUGACACAUGGCCAACCAAGUUGAACUACACAAUUCGAAUGAAGGAAGACUUCGGCACUAAGUCUUACGAAUCUGUGGACAGUAUACCUAACUCUCACAAGAUGUUUGGUCUGCAAUACCUCACAUUCAUGCGCAUCCAGUGGGCUAUCGACAGCAGUUACAUCAAGAAGCAGUCAGGGUCUGACGUCAAUCAGACGGUGUCCCUUCAAGAGUUCCCGUACUACAAGACAGCUCAUAAUGACAUGUUGCCAAUAAUCUGUAAGAUUCUAGAGGCUAUGUGUUGGCUGUCACUCCUGCUCGUGUUCGUCGAUCUGAUGUGUCGAUUGCUGGCGGAAAGGAGCUCAGGUAUUCAGGAACUAAUAAAAAUGGUUGGCGUAUAUCCCCACAUAAUCGGGUUCUGCCACUACCUGAACGUACUACCAUCGGGCCUGAUGUUCUCCAUCGGCGGGACCAUACUCCUCAAGAUACAUCCAGCCAUCAUACCCAAUACCAACGGCUUCUACUUGUUCCUCAUGCUGAUACUCUACUUCAACACUGUUAUCAUUUUGGCAUUUGUGUGCAGUUAUAUAGUGAAGAGCACUGAAUUCGGGGCGACUCUCGGAGUGAUAGCGUACGGUCUUCUCUGGACGCCGAUGCGCUUGCUCCAAGGGUAUAACUUACCACACCUACUGAGGCUCCUCACUGGGUUCCUGCCGCACGUACCGAUGGUCUGGUUCUGGAGGGAGCUGUGCCUCGUCGAAAUGAAUGGUAGCGGGAUAACGAUAAACACAAUGUUUAUGACCAACUACAGGAACAAUGAAUCAGUGUUCCAAUGCUACGCUUUCUUGGUGAUCCAGAACAUUCUAUAUGUGUGCCUGGCCGGCUAUCUCUCCAUGGUGAGGCCCGGGCAGUACGGGCAGGCCUUGCCCUGGAACUUUAUGUGUAAGAAUCCGUUUCGGAAGAAAGAACAUCAUAAGACCGAUAAGACUGACAGCGACUCUAUAGACCUGAUACAGAGUGAUGGCCAGUACUUUGAGGAACCACCCGCUGGUAUGAAAGUUGGCAUCUUCGUUGAUAACGUUACCAAGGUGUACCCUAAUAACAAGGCUCUAAAGAAUGUCACUCUAAAAGUGUUCGAGGGAGAGAUCACUGUAUUGGUGGGCCACAAUGGUGCGGGAAAAACGACUCUAAUGUCUAUAAUAACAGGCAUGACGAGUCCGACAUCAGGUCAAGUGUACGUGCACGGUUACAACACUAUGACGGAACAACACUUAGUACGUAAGCACAUCGGACUGUGCCCUCAACACAACAUGUUCUUCCCGGAUCUGACGCUGCAGGAGCACAUCAUGUUUUUUACUAUGCUGAAGCGCGGCUCGUACGCGGAGGCCCGCGAGUCGUCCCGGCGGCUGGCGGAGCAGCUGGGGCUGGAGGACAAGCUGGGCGAGCUGUGCGCGGCGCUGUCGGGCGGCAUGAAGCGGCGCGCGCAGCUCGCCUGCGCACUCGCCGGGGACGCCGACGUGCUCGUAUUGGAUGAACCAACAUCAGGACUCGACGUUGAAUCUAGACGGGAACUGUGGGAUUUACUACUUUCCCUCCGAGGAGCCCGCACGGUGUUACUGUCGACUCACUUUAUGGAAGAGGCUGAUGUGCUCGGAGACCGCGUGGCCGCGCUACACGCUGGUGAGCUGCGGUGUUUUGCUACCACCAUGUAUCUCAAAAAGGCUGUUGGUGACGGUUACCGUCUGACCUUGACCACGAAUGGUCCUCCAAAAGUAGAUGCGAUUACUGAAAAAGUAGUAGAGCGCGUUCCCGACGCUACGUUGAAAGAGAAGACUAUGAACUCCAUCUCCUACAACUUGCCAGCGACUGCCACUAGCUCCUUCUCUAAACUGUUCUCGAUGCUAGAGAAGAACAGGGCGAAACUGCACAUCGAUUCUAUUGGAGUAGGGGUAUCAACAUUAGAGGAAGUAUUUUUGAAGUUGUGCAGUGAUGUAGAUGCCCCAUCGGAAACUGACGGUUUGGAUCAUAAUACCCCAGAUACUCGCCCCGUUGCUACUGAAACCACCAUAUCACUCAAUGGUUCAUAUCAAAACAAUGAAGCAGAGCGCGACCUAGAGAUAUACUUCAAGAGUCUGCAAGGUGUGACACACUUGAAAGUGACGGGCCCUCUUCUGUAUUUGCGCCAGUUGAAGGUGCUUUUCAUGAGACAACUCUGCUUCGUCCUCCACAGGAAAUGGAUCUUUUUAAUCAUGCAAGUAAUCCUGCCAAUUUUACUGAUAUUCAUUGCAACGUCACACAUGAACGACGACCCUGGCAGCAAAGGGACACGCUCCCUACCGCUGGACCUAGAUAUAUAUGCGGAUAUGCCUGAGAAACGAGUGCUGUACAAUCUGCUCCUCAAUGACAGUAGUCCCACUUUAAGAACACUGAAAGAGGAGUAUCCUUCUGUCAAUUUUCAAUAUACUGACGACGUGGCAGAAGAUGUCCUACAGAUUGGUAAAAGGAGCUUAUUGGAUUACAACAAGUAUUUAACGGGAAUCGAGAUGAAUGAUACUUCUGCUACAGUACUAUACACGACGACAGUACGACACGCGGCGCCCGUGGCGCUCAACUUGUUGUCCAACUUGCUGGGGGUGCGAUACCUCAACUGGCCAACCUUCCAAAUAUUUACUCAAAACUAUCCUAUCGAAGGAGUUAUUCGUGAACCUACUAUGAAACUACCUAAGUCACUGGAAUUAGGCGUUAUUUGGGCUCUGUUCAUAACAUUUUUCAUUCAAGCCGCAACAUUACAUUGUGUGUCCCUGCCUUGUCGAGAAAGGGAGACAGGAUCCCGUCACAUUCACAUCAUGUCCGGAUGUCCGAGCGAGCUAUACUGGAUCGCCACCCUCCUCUUCCAUACAGUCCUCAGCUUCUUGUUCCUCAUCCUCCCCACAAUCAUAGCUGCCCUGAUACUGGAAAAGGACUCAACUACCAAUCAGGCUGACUUCUUAGGCGUCCUGGUGGUGAUACUACUACUUGGCUCUAUGACAAUGUUCGCUUUAAUGUACCUGAUCAGCUUCUACUUCAAUGAGAGGACCACCAGCAUCAUACUCGUCGCAUCUCUAUUUGUUUUCGGGCUAUUCUGUCCACUGACGAAAGCCGCGUACGAGCUGGUGGACCAGAAAAGGGACGUAUUCUACUACGUGCUGGAAGCGUCUCACUACGUGGCCCCGCCGUACUCGAUGACGGUGGCCAUGUUCCACGCAGUGAGGAUCGCCACCGUCAACUCUGUCUGCGAUCUGAUGAAACACACCUGCCCUUACAUGUAUAAUAUCCCUGUCAGUGGAUGGGAUGAUGAUGCCGGCAAUAAGUGCUGUGCUGGGACAAAACCUCGGUGCUACUUCUGCGAAGGGCAGACUCCACUUUCAAGCCUCUACGUUCUUCUCAUACAGUUUAUCGUUUUAAUGAUUUUAUUGUUCAUGACGCAACGCGGCAUAUUCAACUGGCUGUGGGACAGAAUAAGGAACUUUAAUUAUAAUGGUUCAACCGGCUCCGACGACAAUGCCAUGGUGCGCGCUGAACGCACUUACGUCGAACACGAGUUCAACAAAAAUCCUGCUGACAUCAAGAAAGACGCCAUAUUGGUACGUAAUGUGCAUAAAAAUUACAAUUCAUGGUUCAAGCAUUGCAACGCGGUCAAAGGAAUCAGCUUCUCAGUUAAAAAAGGUGAAUGCUUCGGUCUGCUGGGAGUGAACGGCGCUGGUAAGUCCACCACGUUCAAAAUGUUGACAGCUGAAGAAUGCACCACCCGCGGCGACAUUUAUGGGAAUGGAUACCAUCUAAAGAGAGGCAAUACUAGGUAUUUACAAACUCUGGGCUACUGUCCUCAAUUCUUCGGACUGGACAUGUUCCUCACUGGCACUCAGAACCUAAACCUUUUGCUGACACUCCGCGGACUUGAAGAAGAGACCCUCCAGAAGGAGGUACAGGGUUGGAUAGAAAUUGUCGGGCUGGAGAAGUACGCCGGGCGAGCGGUGGCGGGCUACAGCGGCGGCUGCGUGCGGCGCCUGGGCGCGGCGGCGGCGCUGUGCUGCGGCGCGGGCGUCACGCUGCUCGACGAGCCCAGCGCCGGCGUCGACGUGGCCGCGCGCCGCCGUCUCUGGGCCGCCAUCCGCCAGGGGCUCACCCACCACCGCUCCGUCGUCAUCACCUCGCACAGCAUGGAUGAGAUGGAAGCGCUGUGCGGGCGCAUCGCCAUCAUGUGUUCGGGGCGCGUGUGCGCGCUGGGCUCGCCCGCCGCACUGCGCGCCGAGCACGCCGCCGGACACGCCGUGCUCUUCAAGAUCAAGCACACCGAUGCUAUAGAUGAAGUGGACGGCCCCAAUAAUAAGGUGGUACAGUUCAAGGGCAAGCUUUUGGGUACAUUCAACUGCGAGUUGAAAGAUGAACAUAAGACGAUGUUACACUACCAUAUUAAUGAAACGAUGCGCUACAGUGAGCUAUUCGGAGCCCUGGAGAGUCUUAGAGCUCAGUUCCCCACCGUUAUCGAAGACUACGCUGUCACUGAAACCACAUUAGAAGAAGUAUUUCUAUCAUUCGCGAAAGGGAGUAAGAAAAUCGUGGCCGUUUAA